Phytomonas sp. Hart1 is the source of this 642-nucleotide messenger RNA. Lineage: Eukaryota; Euglenozoa; Kinetoplastea; Trypanosomatida; Trypanosomatidae. The record is from the annotation of a GenBank genome assembly.
AUGGAGGCAUUUGAUUUUUCAAAGAGCAAUGAUUUUAUUGAGUAUGCCAACGACUUGGAGGAUGACUGUGAGCCUUGGGCCAAAACCUCUGUGUUCGAUCAGGAUGAAAAAAAGGAGACGGAAGAGUUUAACAAAUCGGAGGCGAUACACAUUCAAAGUAGCGGAUUUCCCAAGUCUGAACUAACCGAAGAAUUCGAUGAAUCGGAACUCUCCGAGGAGUUGCCUUCACCCAAUGAAAAUGGUGGAGUGGAUGAGAACAAGGGUGAGGUCCGCAAUAUUCCGCUGAGUAACGCCAGCGAAUCCCAAAGCACAACACCACUGCCAUCCUUGGCGACAUCGGCCUUCUCCGCGUUUCUCCCUUGGACCCCUGCCCCGGGGUCCCACAACAUGGCCUCUGUCCCGAUCUCAGCUGCCUCAAGCCCAUCCCUCAGAGGGCUGAAAGGGGUCGCCAGGGGGGAAGGGGGCCCUUUUCAGCCCUCUGAGGGCACCCAACUGCCGUCCGGGGGACCGCCCGUGCGGAUAAACUUUGCCGCAUCGCGGCAGGAAUCCCCCCCGAGCUCACGGGAGCGGGAGAGUAUGGAGCGCGAGAAGAUUCUUCGGCGCUUUGAACUGGUGGUUCCAGUGAAACGCUUGCAUCGUUAA